CCCGCGGUGGCGCGCUGCCCUCGCCCGCCCCCUGGUGGCUCCCGUGGGGGUGUCAGCGGCAUCGGCGGCGGAGCGGCCGCGGGCGCGGGGCCGGGAUGAGCGACCUGCGGCAGCGGCUCGGCCGGGAGCCCGGCGGGGCGCGGGAGCCCGAGGAGAAGGAGUCAGAGUCUGAGAACAAGCUGGAUGGAGAGACAGCGUCAGACAGUGAAAGCAAAUCAGAAUUUGGAGGCUCGCCCCCGGUGCCGACGUCGGAUGACACCCCAGAGGUCCUGAACCGAGCGCUUUCCAACCUGUCCUCAAGAUGGAAGAACUGGUGGGUCAGAGGCAUCCUCACGCUGGCAAUGAUCACCUUCUUCUUCAUCAUCAUCUACUUGGGACCCAUGGUCUUAAUGACGAUUGUGAUGUGUGUCCAGAUCAAAUGUUUCCACGAGAUUAUCACGAUCGGCUACAACGUGUACCACUCGUAUGACCUGCCCUGGUUCAGGACACUCAGCUGGUACUUCCUGCUCUGCGUAAACUACUUUUUCUAUGGUGAGACCGUGACAGAUUAUUUCUUCACGCUGGUUCAGAGAGAGGAGCCCCUGCGAAUUCUCAGCAAAUACCACCGCUUCAUUUCUUUCGCCCUGUACUUAACAGGUUUCUGCAUGUUCGUCUUGAGCCUGGUGAAGAAACACUACCGCCUCCAGUUUUACAUGUUCGGCUGGACCCACGUCACGUUGCUCAUUGUCGUCACCCAGUCGCACCUCAUCAUUCACAACCUCUUCGAAGGGAUGAUUUGGUUCAUUGUCCCGAUUUCCUGUGUGAUCUGCAAUGACAUCAUGGCCUACAUGUUCGGGUUCUUCUUCGGCCGCACUCCGCUCAUCAAGCUCUCCCCAAAGAAGACCUGGGAGGGUUUUAUCGGAGGAUUUUUCGCCACCGUUCUGUUUGGAUUGCUGCUUUCCUACGUGAUGUCCGGGUACCGGUGCUUCACCUGCCCCGUGGAGUUCAACAACGACACCAACAGCUUCACGGUGGACUGUGAGCCGUCCGAGCUGUUCCAGCUGCAGGAGUACAACAUCCCCGCCGUGCUGCAGUCCGUGCUGGGCUGGAAGACGGUGCGGAUGUACCCCUUCCAAAUCCACAGCAUCGCGCUCUCCACCUUCGCCUCCCUCAUCGGGCCGUUCGGAGGCUUCUUUGCCAGCGGGUUCAAGAGGGCCUUCAAAAUCAAGGACUUUGCCAACACGAUCCCAGGGCACGGAGGGAUCAUGGACCGUUUCGACUGCCAGUACCUGAUGGCUACCUUCGUUAACGUCUACAUCGCAAGUUUUAUCAGGGGCCCGAACCCGAGCAAACUGAUCCAGCAGUUCUUAACCUUGCGGCCAGACCAGCAGAUCCACAUCUUCAACACUCUAAAGGCGCAUCUGGUUGACAAGGGGGUGUUGGGGAACCCGGAGGACGCGUAGACAGCCGGGCGAUGGGAACGGGACUGCAAACGGACAAACCCCCUCGAGGAAAAUCCUGAAGACAAUAACAAGGCCUCAUUUCACUGUAACUUUUCUUUCUUUCUUGGUAAAUGUUUGCAUUUGUGGAUUUAUUUUUUUUUUUUUAAUAUAUUUAUAUAGUGUUGGUUCAAAUGAGCGAAAUCUUUGGUUUGUAGCUGAAAAGAACAGUAAGAAUUAAGGCUCGGAAGGAGCGUUGGGUGAAGCGGGAGGGUACGACUGUCCUCGUGCUCUGUUCUUAAGCUUGGGCAGAGCUUACGGCCUCGAACUUACAGCUGAUUUUUUGGCAAAUAAGAUUUUUGUAACCAAUUAAACUAGAAACAGACUGAGGACAAGGAGUCAAAAACCGGUCGUUACCUGUGGGAAUGUGGGAGGUUCAAAAACUGCAUCACAUCAAUAGGUUUUCGAGAACAUUGACAUUUCAUCGAGUAAUUCCUGCCAAGUAAGAACAACCCUUUAAAUAACUUAGUUCUUUUUUACCCCCCUCAAUAACCUUUAAGAAACGUUGACCCACGCGUUUUCAUUUCUCAAUGGUUGGAAAUGCUGCACUGGGGUAUUUUAAUUGAGAGAGCGGUUUCCAACUUGUUUUGUUGGUUUAUUUAAUUGUUUUUCUGAAGUUUGCUGGUUGGGGCUCCAGCGCCCGCCGGGUAUUUUGUUUUUCUUUCAGGGAUCACGUCUAUCACCUGUUUGUUACUUGAGUUCUAGAUGUCGUGCUGCUGAGUUGAUCAUGGUCUGCGUCGCAUUUCAGUCCGGGUUCAUUUACCUGCAGGUUUCUGUCCUGCUUCGCUUACUCAAUCUUCUCAUAAAUAGUUUGUACUUAAUAGCUGCUUUUCCUUUAUUUUGUCGCGCUUUUUUGGUUAUUUAAAAAUGAAAGCCCUAAAGAUUGCAAAACUUUUGCCUUGGUGAUCAGAUAAUGAAAAUAUCCCCCGGGUUCCACCUUCUUCAAUGUUCCCAAACACAUGAUGACUCUGAUUUUACUUCUUUCCGUAGCUUGUGUAUGGGAGAGAGAAACUUUACCUUGUUUAAACCUGGGGAACGAGUGACAGGGAAAGAUAAUACACAAGUAUAUGGUGUUUUCAAGCAGUCGCUGCCAUAAACCUUAUACAGAGACACCCCCGUAUGGAGACAUGUAAACGCUGCAGGCAAGCUGAGCAUCGCUGGAAAAUAAACCACCUGGAAGCAUUUCGUAGCUCAUACUCCGCAUUCUGAUUCUGCCACUGCCUUCAUUUACCCCGAGUGAGCAAGAGAGCGCGCGUGUAAAUACAUUAAUAGAUACCGACCUCUCUCUUCUAGGACUCUUUGUGUCGUAAGCUCCGCUUCGUCCCCCUAAACAGGAACCUUGGGGUGAAGUUUGUGCCCGUUGCGCUGCCAAUACAGGUAUUUGAUGGAAAGCACAGAUUGCAGAGGAGAAGGGGCCAUUCCCACAGAUAUUUCCAGUGCGGUGCUGGGAAGGUUGGUGUUUCAGGACAGCAGUGAAGGAGCCGCUUUGUGAUCCAUGGAUGGACGUAGAGUCUUUCCUGGACUAGUUGUUGAGACUUUUCCAGCUUGACUUAGGCAGGGAUUUCUUUUCUAUCGAUGCAGAGGAUAUCGGCCCAAGCCCCUAAUUUGAAAAUGGAAGGGGAGAAUUAAGGUGCUGCCGUCUUGCUGCGCACAAGGGGAAUAUUCGGGCGGUGUUUCACAGCAGUUUGGCUGAGUUGAGCUGGGCAAAGCGAGGGCACCUCUGCGCAGCACCGGCCUGGAUGUGGCAGCGUCUGGAAAGCUGUUUGUCCUGGGGGUCAGACAAGCUGGUGCUUUGCUGGAUCCUCCAUGCCUGUUGCCAACAUCUGCCAAAAUCCCUGGUAGGGUCAGAAGUAAAAUAAUAUCGUGAGUCGGUCGUCAGGAGAGGCUACAACAUUGAUAAAUAUGGCACAAGUGUCCUGCUCUUUAUAUUAAGAAAUUUUUCAUAUGGGUCUUUAGCAUCCUGCUCCUCUUGCUUUAUACCUUUUGUACCUCUUUAGUUGUAAUUAACAGGGCAAAACUCAAACUCGAAGCUUUUUCUGCCUGCUUUUCGAGUAGCGUUUGGGCCUUUUGGCAGAGUGCAGUGCUGGAUGUGGACACUGGAGGGCAAAGCAGCUGCAUUUAGCGGCUUCUUGGGGCUGGGAGAGAAGCAGCAGCAAUGAUGCCUGUGGGUGGCUUUCCCCGCAGCUUUAUUCUUGCUUCCUUCCCUGUUAAAGGAGGGAUUUCCAAGCCUGUUUUGAUCCUGAAGGGUAAAGCUCCGUGGAAAGGAUUUAACGUCCUGCACUGGAGUUUGGUGAAGUGACUGGGAGCUGCAUUUGAGACACGGGAGGAGGGAGGGGAGGAGAUGAGCCUUGUGAAGAUGAUUUGCGAGCGGUACAGCUGAAUUUGCUGAGAAAUGCAGGUGAGCACCGUGGCGUGUCCUCCAUUGGGUUGUCCCCAUUGGCUCAGCCUGGGAGCGGCUUUAGUUUGCUGGAGAUAUUUCAAGUUAGACUUAGAAAGUUAAGAGGAGAUGAAAAGCUGGCAUUACCAGCUCUGGCUGUCCCUAAAUAUGAUGCCAAGGGAUGUGUAGCAAAACACAUUGCGCCUCUUUUCGUUGCAUUAAGCCUUGCAGGACCUUGGUGAUGCUGCAGCUCUCACCAGAAUUUCGGUUGAUGUAGCUGGUGUUGCUGGAGGGGCCAGACACCCCGGGGAUGUUUCAGUGAGGGAUGCGGGGAUGCUCACAGGGAGUUUUUCCAGCUGCUGGAUAAGCCAGAUGCCCCAGGGACAUCUUGGUGAGGGAUGCAGGGAUGCUCACAGGGAGUUUUUCCAGCUGCUGGAUAAGCCAGAUGACUCCGGGACAUCUCGGUGGGGGACACAGGGAUGCUCACGUGGAGUUUUUCCAGCUGCAGGGCUCAAGCUCAGCAUUGCACAAGAGACUCUGUUCAUGGUGGGCUCCACAAGCAACAAAACUCCUGCUUGUGCCGAGCAAGAGUGUUAUUUACCUGAGCGUAUUUAACAAGCAAAGGGACGGCACGUGGCUAGAAAGCUGCUUUUGCAUGGUGUGAGAAACUCUGAAUGUUCACGAUGUUGAUUUGCUGGUGGGUGAUGAGCAAUACGGGCCGGGCGCUGAUUUGAUCGUGGUUGGAGCCAGCACGGUGGGGUCAGGGCUGUGUGGACGAGCACUCAGCAACGCUCCAAUGCGAAUUGGUUUCUCCAAGUCUGGUUGUAGCACAAAUUCGUUUGCAGAUGGGACGCGCAGCCUGCAAAACAUCAAAACCUAGUUUCUGCAUAGGGUACCAUAUCUUGUGCAUGUGUCAUGUAGAUAUUCUGCAGGGUGAUGGGCUCGAGUCUGCUGACAUUGAUCCCAAGGGGCAGCCGUUGCCUUGGGGUUUCUGGUACCUGUGCAGCUCCUGAAGCUGGAACAUCAGCUAACGCUUGGCACCAGGUUGGGAAUGUCUGAUAUUCCAAGUCAUGUCUCCUGUUUGCGAUGUGCUCAGCGAGUUCCCCGAGCACGGGGGAGCAUCUGUCCCUUCCCCACCUCCUCCGACCGGCUUUGGACAAGAUGAGGAGGGCACAGCUUUAUGGAAAACACCCAUCUGGUCCAUCCAGCCCCUCCUGGGACAGGCAUUUGUCACAAAAAGCACCGGGUCAAAGCUCCCAUGGUUCCUGCCUCUGUAACGACCCCGGAGAUGCGUUUGUACCACUGUAAUCUUGGCGUGCUCCUGUUCUCCAGCCCCCGUGUGUUUCUACCACCUGCUUCUUUCUCUGUGCAUUGUUCUUUUGAUUCAUGUUUUAGCUACACAUGUAGAGUUGCCUUUCUUUGACCGAAUGUCUGAAUGUGAUAUAUUGUAUAUUUUAAAGUAUUUACCCUAUUUAUAUACUAUAUGUUACUGUUAAAUAAAUAUAAAUUCCAUUA
Messenger RNA from Columba livia (rock pigeon), 5370 nucleotides. It is a transcript of the gene CDS2, whose product is annotated as CDP-diacylglycerol synthase 2. NCBI's taxonomy places the organism in Eukaryota, Metazoa, Chordata, Aves, Columbiformes, Columbidae. The record is from RefSeq and is a predicted model, not a curated record. Gene Ontology annotation, molecular function: phosphatidate cytidylyltransferase activity. The transcript is spliced from 13 exons. Gene Ontology annotation, cellular component: endoplasmic reticulum membrane. Bases 96 to 1442 code for a protein of 448 amino acids.